GCUGAGAGAAGGGUUUUCAGAUUUUUAUAGCUUUUAGUUCCUUCAAACCACCACAUUCACAUUCACAUGUAGAUUAAACAUUCCCUUGGUUCUGUUUUUUCGGUUAAAAUGAGUUAUCCACUGGUGAUUCUGCUGUGUGUGGGACUACUGCACCAAACCUCGAGCAUUGUCCGCAUGGAUAAACUAGCAGACAACAAGAUAUGUGGAGAUGCCGAAUGCUCAUACGUUCUCUCAAUGGCCACAGCCUUGGAUGACUUUAGUGCUCCUGACUGCAGAUUCAUCAACAUUAAGAAGGGUCAGAUGGUUUAUGUGUAUUCUAAACUGGUACCAGAGGAGGGCGCCGGAGUCUUUUGGUCUGGAAGUGUUUAUAGUGAGCGGUAUGUGGACCAGAUGGGCAUCGUUGGAUACUUCCCUGCAACUGUGGUGAAGGAGAUGCAGAAGUUUAAGGAAGACACAGUCAAGAUUCCCACAACUGAAAUGGACUUCUACUGUGAUUAAGGCACAAAACAUUGGAGCCUCUUCUUCCCUUCUUCUUGUGCUUGUUUUUGUAAUCCAGGCUAUUAUGCAGAAAAGUGCAGAUUUCCUCCCUGAAGCAGGUGUGUCAGGUCAUGUAACAAUCUGACACGCCUGCUGUUGAGUCAUCUAGUCGUAUCUGUCUUGGUCUGUCUCUCAUUCAGUAACAGACACUUUGCUCAAUAAACCUCUUGCAAUGCAAAAAUGCUGAUUAUUUGAAAAGAUAAGAAUUAGUUUUUAUUGCAACUUUGCUUUUUGAUGCAUUUUUAAACUUGCUUUGAAAGGUUGAAAAGACCCACUCAUGUUGUACAGUAUUAUGAAAUUCAAUUUGUAAUGCUAGUGUAGCUUUUUAUUGCAGUGUCAAGGCCUAUUGACGCUGUUAUCAAAGACAAAGAGUUUUUUUUUAAACUAUCUACAUUUCACACAGUACGUUAGGAUUAAUGGUUAGGCUGCAGGGAAAUAGAACAGCUGCUUAUCUUCUCUUUUUCAGAAUAAUUGUAAUUUUUAAGAGAAAUAAUAACAAAAUGACACCUUUGUUUAUGAAAGCCAUUCAUUAUCUACUAUACCUAAUUAGUCAUGUUAUCUAUUUUUAAUAAACAUGAUAUUCAUUUUUUUGUAGACAAUUAAUGUUCUCCAAUCCCAUCUCUUACACACACACUCAAAACAAAAAAAAACAAAUGAAUGAACUGAUUGUACAUUUCAACCCAAGCUAACUGAUAUGUAUUGAGGGAUGCAAGAAAGAAGAUAUGUGUUGCAUCAGUAAAGGUGAAUUGCUGAGUUAUGGGGUUAUCGGUUGCAACAGCAAUGAGAUGGAAAUGUAAUGAGAUGAGAUGUAAUUUUGAAAAAUGAAGUGUAGCAAAUCUAUUAUCUACAGCAGCACUUGUAAGACGCGGAAAAAAUAGAGAAACGAGAAGUGACGGAGAAAGACAGUUACUCGUUUUAUGUGGGCACUUUAUACGUUAGGAGGGUUGAAAGUGACAAACCUGGAAAUGGCAAUAUCUUUUUUAGGGACUGCACGAAAAAACUUUUUUCACCCAGACUCAGUCAUUGCUUCACCCUCUCCAACUGUUUCUCUGUCAGUUCAGUUUAUUGGCAUGGCCAAUCCUUAAAUAUUCAUUAAACCACAAUUACAGCAGUCUACAAAACAACUGAUUAAUUGUCUUCAGUGUUGGUUUUAUUAAGUGUAUAUGAGACCGCAGUUAAUUGAAUGAUUGAGAUAGGGACAGCAAUCAUUUAAGGUUUUUUGUUUUGUUUUUUUGGACACGUGUACUUGCAGUUUUGGUUGAUAUGAUUUAGCCUCUUUGGAGCUCUGUGUUAUGAUCCAUGUUGAAUUGAAAUAUAUCAACGUGAACCAUAGCAACAGAGGCUGCUUACAGCCUAGCAUAAUGUGACCUUUGCAG
Molecule: messenger RNA, 1913 nt
Organism: Scomber scombrus (Atlantic mackerel)
Lineage: Eukaryota; Metazoa; Chordata; Actinopteri; Scombriformes; Scombridae
Product: otoraplin-like
Exons: 4
Coding region: 109-498 (129 amino acids)
Biological process (GO): cartilage condensation
Molecular function (GO): protein binding
Source: RefSeq, a predicted model, not a curated record